GCACAUUUAGGCUUCUAGCCUGUGCUUUCCGAGCUCUCCUCUCUCUGGCAUGUUUAGCUCGUAGUUAUCCGUCGACACAGGCCGCCAAAUGAUGCUUAUCGUUCAUUUUCUCCUGUUAUUCUGGUUGCGCCAUGUUACAGCAGCAUGCUCCGGGACAACCACGAUCCACGCCGCAACCCAGGCGAGUGCCUUGUCAUCCUGUGCGACAUGGACCGGUGACAUUGCCCUCGCGACAGACAUAGCCGGCGACGUCACGCUGGACGGCGUCGAAGUCAUCAUGGGCAACUUGAACGCGUCGAGCGCGCCCGAACUGACCUCCAUCUCGGGGGAAGACCUGCGCUCGAUGGAUGCGCUGGUCCUCACGGAUUUAAGCAGCAUGACGGACAUGAGUUUCCCACGCUUGACACGUGUGGAGGCACUCGCAUGGUUCGGGCUGCAUGCGCUGCCUCGUCUCAACUUCUCGACGCCGAUAACUUCUGUAUCGGUCAUAUCCAUCGCGAACACGUCGAUCACGACGGCCGAAGGGCUGGGGUUGGAAAACCUGGAGAGUGCCGGUACGAUAACGAUCACCACGAACGGUAAUCUGCACUAUUUCAGUUUGCCGCGGCUUCGUGAGAUAUCCGUCGGCAUAGAAUUCGUGGCCAAUGCCGACAACUUCACGAUAUCUCUGCCCGUGAUCUCGACCGCGGAGAUGGUAUGGAUCGAAAACAGCGCCUCGUCGCUGUCGGUCCCGGCGCUCGAAACUGUCAACGACACUUUCCACAUGUCGCACUCAGACAUUGAGACGUUCUACGCGCCGAAACUGCGCGAGAUCGGCACCUUGAAAAUCUGGAAUAAUCCGGAUCUGGACAACAUUUCUCUUCCAAGUCUGGACUCGAUUAUAGACGGCAUGAACUUCACGGAGAACUCGAGCUUAAAGCAGCUCGAACUUGAUGCGCUUGCCACUGUCGGCAACGACUCCGCCAUCACGGGCUACUUCACAGACAUAUCCUUCCCUGCGCUCCAAAAGCUCGACGGCCACCUAAACGUCACCACCACCGCAGACUUUGAUUGCGCGCCCCUAACGCAUCUCGCCUCAAACGGCACCAUCUCCGGUGGUCUCGACUGCGUAAACUCCUCGCGCGCCAUCUCCAUCACGCCGACGUCCUCAUCCUCCGCAUCCCCGCCCGCCGGUGCUACCCAGAACGACAACGGCAGCGCGCUCUCCACAGGCGCCAAAAUCGGCAUCGGCGUCGGUGUCGCUGGCGGCGCAAUCGGCGUCAUGUGCGUUGCGACGCUCUUGUUCAUGCUGCGCCGGCACCAGCGGCGUCACGGUCCCGACGGAGAAGCUAGAGCAGCGGCGGCGGCGGCGAAGAAAGAAAAGAAAGAGCAGAAGAAGAAAGCGAAGAAGGGCGCAGGAGGGGCAGACUCGCGCCAGGAACUACAGCCAGAAGAUGUGCAAGAGCUGCAACCAGAUGGAGUGCAGGAGCUGGAGCCUGGGAAGGUGGUCAGUGAAGUCGAAGGCAAGGAUCGGGAGAUCAGCGAGAUGGAGGCGCCGCGAAAAGUGCUUGAGGUGCCGGGCGAGGAGCUAGUGCCGGUGGAACUGCCGGCGGAGGAGCGCUGGGCUGAGUUGGAGGGGAGUGGGGUCGCGUCGCCGGGAGUGGAGAAGGGUGCUGGGGAGAAGAUGUAGGGGAGUUGAAGGGGUCGUGUGGUGAGUUUUGGGGUGGCAGGCGGCGCUGCUCUGCUCCAUUACGUUUCAUUUUGACGUUAAGACUUUGUAAUAUUUAGCAUACCCCUAACUAUAUAAGCGCGUCUUCUUCUUUCCGUUUAUGAUGAUUUCUUGUUGAAAGGGACAGUGUUCGGUGGUUUGGUUUGGUGGGCUUUUCUGUGGGUUAGGCGAUGUGGGAUAAGGAGGGUUUGAGUGCUGGGUUUGGUUUGGAGUUCGGGAGGUGGUGGGUGUGAUAGGUUGGAUGGAUAAGUGCGCAGUUCUGUGGUUAGUGUUCAGCUAUUGGGACAAGCUGUGGUUCUUGGAAUUUUGGCACUAUAAAGGCUAAGUGUAGAAGGGUUGUCUUUGCUGUUAAAUUAUAAAAUGAAGAACAGACUGAUUAAUUUAAGACCACGAUAUAGUAUGACUUUAGUACCUCUAAAGCAAGUUGAGUCCCGCUAAGCUAGU
Aplosporella prunicola CBS 121167 is the source of this 2152-nucleotide messenger RNA. RefSeq lists its product as uncharacterized. Lineage: Eukaryota; Fungi; Ascomycota; Dothideomycetes; Botryosphaeriales; Aplosporellaceae. Gene Ontology annotation, cellular component: plasma membrane; fungal-type cell wall. Bases 89 to 1669 code for a protein of 526 amino acids. The record is from RefSeq and is a predicted model, not a curated record. The transcript has 3 exons. Gene Ontology annotation, biological process: fungal-type cell wall organization.